AUGGUGUUGCACACUGGGGAGCUAAAUGCCUCCUCAGCAGGGACCACACCUGUGUGCACACUUCUGCUGCAGAAGGAGAACGAUCAGGAAUGCUCCAAAUUUGUGUCCUCCGAAAUUAAAAACCGACUUGACGAUAUGCAAGCCAAAGGAGAGGACGAGCAAGAUCCAGACGAAGUGGAACCGGAACAAUCUAUUCAUAGCAUUCUGGACAAAAUGUACAAUAAUGUGGAAGGAGGGAAUAAUGAGGUUAGCCAUUUGGCCAUCUUGGACGCCACCCUCAAGGAAGAAUUGCUAAGGUACUGUGACCUAAUGAAAGCGAUGGAUACCAGUGGGCUGCUCGAAAACUACGAGAUGGGUAGUGCAGAUGAUGUGUUUUCCCACAUAGCAAACAUGCUAGAGAAGAAUGGUGAUUAUGUCGUCUCUUCGUUGUCAAAUAGAAUGAAGAACACGGCCAUAUGUUUAAAAGGUCCAGACGAGUGA
Plasmodium inui San Antonio 1 is the source of this 480-nucleotide messenger RNA. RefSeq lists its product as hypothetical. The coding region runs from base 1 to 480 and encodes 159 amino acids. NCBI's taxonomy places the organism in Eukaryota, Apicomplexa, Aconoidasida, Haemosporida, Plasmodiidae. The record is from RefSeq and is a predicted model, not a curated record. The transcript has a single exon.